Molecule: messenger RNA, 1041 nt
Organism: Aspergillus bombycis
Lineage: Eukaryota; Fungi; Ascomycota; Eurotiomycetes; Eurotiales; Aspergillaceae
Product: S-adenosylmethionine-dependent methyltransferase
Exons: 3
Coding region: 1-1041 (346 amino acids)
Source: RefSeq, a predicted model, not a curated record
AUGAUCAGUGCGGACCUCGACGAGCCUCUCCACGUGUUCGACCUGCCUCAAAUCCAUACUAAACCUUCUGGCACCGAACUUUUACGAGCUCUUGACAUCUUAGCGAUCAAACCAAAGAGUUUCGCCUCAAGUGGCCAUGAAGCGGUGAAGGCUCCAACUGUUCACCCGACCGGAGUACCACGCUAUUUGACGUCUAUCAUCUCGAGUCCCCUUUCAUGGCUAGAUACCGAUGAGCUUCGGGAAGCUGUUUGGGAUGCUGCUGCUGCUCGACUCAGCGAGCGCUCUGGGCGAACCGCGAUGCCUGCCAUGUCCCGUGUCUUCACAAUUCCCAGUCCGUCGGGCGAAGAGCUGACUCUGACCCUGCACGAACCAUCCUUGACUGCCGACAACCUAGGAAUGAAAACCUGGGUAUCCUCGUACCUUCUCUCCCAACGACUCCACUCUCUCCUCGAAUCAACCCCGCAACUCGUCCCAUCUGAGACGACGACACCCACCCCAAAGACAGACCGCACACUUCGGGCCCUAGAGCUAGGCGCUGGAACAGGUCUUGUGGGCCUUUCCUUUGCGGCCAUCCGCGGACAGUCGGCUUCGAUUCAUCUCACAGACCUCCCCGAUAUUGUUCCUAACCUUGCCCACAAUGCCGCUCUGAAUGUGGAGCUGCUUACCAACAUGGCCGCGACCGUGACGACUGGCGUGUUGGACUGGUCCGUUGCGCCCGAGCCCCUCCCCACUCAAGAGGAACAGUACGACCUGAUCCUGGCAGCUGACCCUCUGUAUUCCCCCAAGCAUCCCAAAUGCCUCGUGGAGACCAUCGGGCACUGGUUGAGCCGCGGUCUUGAUGCACGCGUGGUGACCGAAAUGCCCCUGCGAGAUGCAUACUUGCCGCAGGUACAAGAGUUCCGUGAGCGCAUGGGGCAGCUUGGUUUAGAGGCGGUUCAUGAGGGAGAGGAGAUAGGGUACGAUGACUGGGAGUCGGCAGAUGGAGGAGCGCUAGCAGUUCGAUGCUGGUGGUCCGUUUGGGGUUGGAGCGAGAAGCUCUAG